Bombina bombina (fire-bellied toad) is the source of this 2095-nucleotide messenger RNA. RefSeq names its product interferon-induced protein with tetratricopeptide repeats 5-like. Bases 1 to 1506 code for a protein of 501 amino acids. The record is from RefSeq and is a predicted model, not a curated record. NCBI's taxonomy places the organism in Eukaryota, Metazoa, Chordata, Amphibia, Anura, Bombinatoridae. Gene Ontology annotation, cellular component: cytosol. The transcript has 2 exons. Gene Ontology annotation, molecular function: protein binding. Gene Ontology annotation, biological process: defense response to virus.
AUGUGGAUUGCUGUUAGCAAGUCCUAUAUAAACAUAGGGUCGAGACAGAUGAUCUGUGAAUUGUCAAAAACUACUUUAAACCUUCAACUGUUACAGCUGAACUGCCAUUUUACUUGGAAAUUAACUGAAAAAGUAAGUGAAGAUGAUGAGAUAGAAGAAAGACUGUCCAAUCAGCUGGAAUUUUUAACUACAAAAAAUAAAUAUAUGGUUCACAAUCUGUUAAGUUAUAUAAAACAUUUGAAAGGUGAUUACCCAGAAGCCAUUUCUCAUUUAGAAAAAGCUGAAGAGAUGAUUUCUGAAUCAUAUACAGAUAACACAAACAGUAAAUACCUUGUGACCUAUGCUAACUAUGCUUGGGUCUACUAUAUGAUGGAAGACUAUGAAAAAUCAAACAUCUACUUAGAGAAGGUGAAAAGUAUUUAUAAAGAACAUCAACUUUCAUUGCACGAUAACAUUGAGUUCUCUGAGGUAUAUGGUGAACAGGGAUGGUCUCUGCUGAUAAUUUCUGUAAAGAAUUAUGAGAAAGCUAAAGAAUGCUUUAAGAAGGCUCUUGAGACUGAACCAGAUGACCCUGAGUGGAACACAGGCUAUGCAACCGCAGUGUAUCGUAUGGAGGUUAUUGAUUGCAGACAAAAUCCAGACACCAACCAUGAGUCUUUACCAUUGUUGAAACGAGCUGUAGAACUAAAUCCCAAGGAUUCUGUGGUGAAGGCACUUCUUGGCUUGAAACUUCAGGAGUUAAAGCAAAACAAGGAGGCAAGAAAGUACAUUGAAGAAGCUCUUGAGCAAACGCCAAAUCUCCCAUAUUUACUUCGAUAUGCUGCUAAAUUUUAUAGGAAGGAAGGAUUGAUUGACGAAGCUCUUUGUGUUUUGGAGAAAGCAGUAAAAUGUAUCCCUAAUUCUUCAUUUCUUCACCAUCAAAUAGGAUUGUGCUACAGGCAAAAAACGAUCCAAUUGAAAAAGACACAAAGACAUUAUGACGUUUCCAAUGAUGAGGCAAUAAACAGACUUAUAAAAAAUGCCAUAUUUCAUUUUGAAAUGGUCUUAAAACAUAGAAAAUAUUUUGUACAUGCAUACACUGAUUUAGCAAAUAUGUAUAUAGAAGCAAAAGAAUACGGCAAAGCAGAAGAAACAUUCCAAAAAGCUUUCAACAUUGAUAAUCUUACAGCAGAAGAAAAGCAGUCAAUACAUUUCAGUUAUGGGCGGUUUCAAGAAUAUGGCAGAAAAUCAGAAGCUGAUGCUAUAAAACAUUAUAAAGAAGGGCUAAAAAUACCAGAAAAUACAAUCGCGCGACAACAGUGUGAAAAUGCUUUGAAAAGGUUAGCAAACCGAAUGGUAAAAACAGACGCCAGCAAUGCGUAUGGAUUUAGUUUGCUCGGUUUCAUUUAUAAGCUCAAUCAAAAUAAGUUGGAUGCAAUUGAAUGUUAUGAGAAAGCGUUGAAGUCUGACCCAAAUAACGAAGAAUAUCUGAGUGAGCUCUGUGACCUGAAACUUAAUGUAGGUUAGAAAUACCUAGAUUAUCACAGAAGACAAAAACAAUAAAAAACAUCAAGUCCACCAUUGUUAUACACUUCUAAAUAUGCCUCUUCCUGCUUAUUAUUCUAUGUCACAUUUACCUAGAAACUAGCAGCUUCUCAAACAGUAUGUUUAUAGUAUUUAUUUACAUUGGGUCAGUACAUUUUAAUCAACACAUUCUUAUUUGUGUGUUUUUUUUCUAUUCAAUGACAUUAACAUAAUAUUUUAAAUAGAGGACAAUGGGUUAAAUACAUAGUUAAAGGGACUGUAAAGGCAAUAUUAAAUGUCCAUGAUUCAGAUAUUUUAGCUGCUCUCUGUCUGUUAAAAAUGAUAUACAAAGUAACUAACAAAUAUCUUAGGUUUGUUUAAAAGGGAAGGAUGGAAAGAUGAGGAUAAUUGUGGAUGUACUGAGGUCACGACUAAUAUAUAUCAAGUGCUUAAUUAUGCACUACUGCACAGUAUUCAUUAAUUUUCAGGCAGAGAUGUGUUUUUAAAUUCUGUGGGGCAGCAGAUUAUCAUUCUUUUUUUGUCUUCUUUUUAGACUAAUGAUAUUAAACGUUUAAGGAAUAUGAAACCCAAA